UCCAUUCCAUUUGAUCGGAAACACAGGACGUCAACGAGCGGGCAUUACUGAAGAAAACCAUCCCAGCCUCAUCCAACGGAAAGGCACGCAAUUUUUUCAGAGCAAUUUGUUACAAUAGUAAUCACCGCCGCAUCCUGGACGUGACACUCGACGGAGAUGGGUCUGAUCGCCAAACAAGAUUUUUGUGCAAUGAUAGAUAUAAUUAACCCUACGUCUGUAAACAACACAAGAUAUAUGUAGGCUCCUACUAUAUCGUCUCGACGGAUUACUGAUCAAAAGUAAUUCCAAUACCGUCUGGGAUCACGGUUGAGUCCGUUUGUCACUAGCUGGUCGGUUUCACACAACAGUUUUCGCUUAACCUGUCUGGAUAUACCACACAGCUGAACAGUUUGUCAGGAUUUCUGGAUACAUUCGAGACACAUGUUGAGAAAAAAAAUAACUUAUUAUUUUCACUUUUAAAUAUAUUAUAAUUAUAAAUCGUGAUAUAACAACAGAAACUAUUUAACCAACUGAAAAUACCAGCUUUGCAUAAAGUAGGAGAUAAACUGGUUGGCACCAGUUGAUUUAUAACAAGAAAGUGAACUUAAAAUAUUUAAAUCAACACCUACACAGUGGAUUAAUUUAGAAGAAAAAAAAGAAAGAAAAAAGAAAGAAGAUAUUUGAAAUAUUGGUUUACAAAAUGGUCAUGAUUAUGGAAGCUGCAUAAAAAUGAAAAUGUAGUUUGUGCUGAUGCUGAAAAGGUAGACUGAAACACAGACAGAGACAGAGUAAGAGGAACGUUUGGAUGCAGCAGGCAUGGAUGACAGCUGUUGUGUGUGACGCCGUCGACCAGGCAGACUAUGUAGUCGCAGCAUGGAUUAGCCACGAUGCUGUGGGACUGUGAACUCUCAGCCGUGCAGUACCUUCGCGUGGGAUUACUACUCGCUGUGCACCUCCUCAUGAUGGCCGCUCUACAAGCAUAUGAUCUAGGCAGUGAUGGUGGCGGAGUUCCAUACUUCAACCUUCGACCGACAAACCUGACAUUCCACCGCGGUGACACUGCCAUACUUUACUGUUCUAUAGAGCAUCUGGGAACCAAAACGGUGAUAUGGAGAAGAGCAUCUGAUCCUAAUCCACUCUCCAUCGGAAACCUUAUUUAUGUGCCCGAUUCUCGCUAUUCCGUAAAACACGUAAAAGAAGAACAUGAGUGGAAUUUAGUAAUAAAGAACGUAAAUCCAAAAGAUGAAGGAAUUUACGAGUGUCAAAUCAGUAGCCGAGCUAAGUUGAUACAGCACGUUCUAGUACGGGUAAAUGAUCUAAAUCCAACAGUAAAAAAGGCUAUAUUUGUGUCGGGAACCAAGUUUGUCGAGAAAGGAGACCCCAUCCACGUGGUCUGUAAUGCGUCUGGUUCGGACGACCCCCCAAGUGACCUAGUCUGGUUCAAGGAUGGCAUCAAGAUCACGCCAGACGCACACCAGAAGAUCACCAUCGACAAAUUCAAAUUCCAUCCAACGAAAACCCUAGUCAGCGUGCUCGAUCUGAAACACAGUACCAUGCAUGACGCCGGCACCUACGUCUGUCGCAGCAGCAACUCGGACAUCACCAGCAUCAAGGUGCACGUUCUUAAUGCUGGAACACAAAAUGUAAAACGGACCUCAACAACAGAUGAAGGCAAAAGUAGCCAGACAUCUACAUAUGCAGAUUGCUGUACCAGCACCUUGUUACUAUGUCUGUUCUUACACACUUUACACUGGACUUUCCAAUCACAUUUACUUUGAAACUGGGCAUUACAUUAAUCAUAUGCAUAUAAAUUUUGUAGUUGCCAUGCAAUAAGCAAGUCAUGUGGAUGUGGGCACAGUGCAUAAAUGUGAUACAAUACCAGAAUGAUUCGGGUGACGUCUUCAUACUAGAUGUGACACCAAUAAUCAAAUACAUGAAUGAUUCGGAUGACAUCUUCAUGCUAGAUGUGACACCAAUAAUCAAAUACAUGAAUGAUUCGGGUGACGUCGAUCUUCAUGCUAGAUGUGACACCAAUAAUCAAAUACAUGAAUGAUUCAGGUGACGUCUUCAUGCUAGAUGUGACACCAAUAAUCAAAUACAUGAAUAAAUUUUUAGUAAUGGUGAGAAAUACAGAAAAACAAUGAAGCGAUAUGAAUGCAAAAUAAUGAUACUAUAAAAAGAGUAUAAUGGUAAACUCCAACAUCUGGAUAAUAACAGAUAAGGAAUAACCGAGGAGCGACACACAGCUAUCAUGUGUGAAUCUUUUACCAAAGGAGAUCACACUUAGAAUAUCGGAUCAAUGUGAAACAGUCACAGUAUAUAACUGAAGUAGAGGGCACAGAUGAUUUCAUGAUAUUGACAUCCAAUUUAGCUGUGAAAAAACUUUAAGAUAGUGAUUAAUUGUUCUACUAACUUAAUUUAUGUGGUGCCAUCUUAUCAAAUUGAACAUUGAUAUUUAAUUCUUUUGUAGUACUUUAAUUUUUUUUUUUAAAUUCACAUGCUAUUGUAAUUAUGGAGAGCUAAAAAUGACUCCUUGAACUAGUCUUAAGGCAGUGAUUGGGAGCCAGAGUGAUACAAAUUACUGCCCUUGAACUAGAUGGGGUGACAAUGAUAGCUUCUCUUAAAAUGGUGAGAUCUGUGACAUUAAUAAAAAGCUGUGGCUGCAUACAUGGACAUGGUAUUGAAGAAUGUUUCAGGUACAAGUGACAGCUUUUCAAAUGAUACAAAUGGAGAUUGCAGAGACAAAUUACAUCAGUUGUUCAACUUGCAGAUGGCAAUUCCAUUGUGUGUUACAAAUGAAUAUAAAGACAGAUUUGAUGGAAAUUCCAGAUACAAAUGGCAACCUGUACAUGUGUAUAUUGCAAAUGUUCAUCACUGAAUGGUGCAUUAGCAUAUAUUCCAGAUUUGAAGUGUCCACUGACAUGAUAGCACAUACCUUGUUAUUUCACUCUACAUAGUGAUGAUUAAUGUACAUGGUUUGCACAAACCUCUGAGCUGUAUUAACCUAAGAUACAUGGCAUGGCAGUACAAAAAGUACCAGGGCAGUUUGUAAGCCUAACAUAAGGUCUCCUCCAGGCAGACAAAAAGAACAAAAGUUUGUUUUAUUUAACGAUGCCAGAAGAGCACAUUGAUUUUUUUAUCUUAUCAUCGGCUAUUGGACGUGACAAAAAGAGCACUAAAAUAUAACUGCAACUGUCUCCUUACCUCCCUUCCCUCACCAGGUAUUUGCAAACAGAUUACAAAAACUAUAAUAGUAAACUAGUCAUAAGUUAAAAGCCUAUAUCAAAUUUUACCUUACCAUUUCAAAAUUCAAAUAAAAAAUCAGAGGCAGUGGAUAGGUAAUGAAAAGUAGAUAACAGACUUGAAUAAAGCAUUUCAGAUUGCAUGUACAUGAGGCUUUUACUUGCAGUUUGUUUGGUUGUUAGAAGAAAGCAUUUGGCAAAUGCAUAAAAAAUCCAAGAUUGUUUGGACUUUUUAAAAUGUGUUUUCUUACCAAGCAGGACACCUGCCUGAAAACUGCAUGGUGCACGUGAAUCCUUUUUACGUUAACACCUUUCAUGUUUGAUUAGGGUAGAGAGUACAAAUUUCUUUACAAUCUGGCUUUGGAUAACGAUGCCACCAAAUCGUAAACUGACCAUUCUGGACUGUGGUCAAGCCCUGCCAUACCUAAAUGAUAGCAUACCCAUGAGACAAGUAGUGAGAUACCUGCAAGUGAGCCAUUCCGUCAUCCAUUAUAACUGCAAGAGCGUUUCCAUACCACUGGCACAGCGAAUGGGUUAAUCCUCUCAAGUGCAGUGUUCAUGUGGCUCUUAACUUCUUGUGACUAGUAUAUUAUAUCCUUUACCACUGGGCUACAUCCUAACCCCAUUCCCCACAAAAAACCAGAAGUUUGCUUUAUUUAAUGACACCACUACAGCAUAUUGAUCAAUCAAUCAUCAGCUAUUGGAUGUCAAACAUUUGGUAA
Messenger RNA from Gigantopelta aegis, 3943 nucleotides. RefSeq names its product zwei Ig domain protein zig-8-like. The record is from RefSeq and is a predicted model, not a curated record. Gene Ontology annotation, biological process: synapse organization. Gene Ontology annotation, cellular component: neuron projection membrane. NCBI's taxonomy places the organism in Eukaryota, Metazoa, Mollusca, Gastropoda, Neomphalida, Peltospiridae. The coding region runs from base 867 to 1757 and encodes 296 amino acids. The transcript has 7 exons.